AUGCGUCAGGCUCUCGAAAUCAUCAACACACUUCCGGACAGCUUUCAAAGGGCACUCGAAGCCGGGGACGUGCUGUUCUUUCCCUCCACCGUGCACAGAUAUGUCGAACAUAAUGUAGAGUUCGAAAUCAGGCUGUGUCCAGCUUUGCAGAAAAAGCCGCAGCUGCCCAUGCUUGAUUUCUCUACGGCGGUGGAGGUGCAGCCCAAGAAGUCCGAUCCCUUUGCGCCCCCAUACGUGCCGAAUCUGUACCUGGGCGAGCUGCGAGACGAGCAGGAGGAUGCGGAAUAUGUCAUUUUGUUCAACAAAUACUCAAUCGUGCCACAUCAUUUUCUCAUGGUGACAAAAGAAUACCAGCCACAGACGAAACCGCUGCUCCCUCCUGAUCUCGUGCAAGUGUACAUGCUUCUACUAGCUGCCCAAAGAGCAGGAAGGCGUUUCUUUGCAUUCUACAAUUGUGGUGACCUGAGCGGAGCUAGUCAGCCGCAUAAACACGUACAGCUACUACCCCUUGAGGACGACGGCCCUCCAAUCGAGCGUCUGGCAAGAGCCACGAAGAUCGAUUAUCCCGAUCGACCAUUCGCCCUCGAGUCACUACCAUAUGCGAACCACGUCCGACGGCUACCUCCGAGUCUGGCGAUGGGAACGUACGACGUGCUCGAGCGCACGCUCGCAGACGCAUUCCUCUCGCUGCUCGACCUCACCGUGGCCACCGUGCGGCACGACCCGGAGUACCCGUCUGGCACGCCGUCGUACAACUUCGUGCUCACGCUCGAACAUAUGCAUGUUAUCCCGCGAAAGAAGGAGAACCACGUGCUGAGCGAGACAGGCGAGCCGCUGAGCGUGAAUGCGCUUGGGUUCGCAGGUUGCCUGCUCGUGAAGAGCGAGCGCGAGCUCGAGGCGGUCAAAGGCGAGGGGGUCGGGAAGAUCCUGCGGGGUGUGGGCUUGGAGAGCGUGCAUGACAUCUUGGCUAGCGAGCACCCGGAUGAUCUAGGGGGCUUGCACGAUGGCGAGCAGGCGAGUCCAUGA
This is a messenger RNA of Laetiporus sulphureus 93-53, 1026 nucleotides long. Its product is annotated as HIT-like protein. Gene Ontology annotation, molecular function: ATP:ADP adenylyltransferase activity; ATP binding. The transcript is spliced from 6 exons. Bases 1 to 1026 code for a protein of 341 amino acids. NCBI's taxonomy places the organism in Eukaryota, Fungi, Basidiomycota, Agaricomycetes, Polyporales, Laetiporaceae. The record is from RefSeq and is a predicted model, not a curated record. Gene Ontology annotation, biological process: nucleotide metabolic process.